UGACAUCAACAUCUACAAAAUCAAAAGCUUCUCACAGUCCUGAAAAAGUUUACAAUGAAGAAGAUGAUGAAAACAGGGCACAAAGUGUCAGGUCAAAUAUAUCAUUGAAGUCUACCGGAAAAUCAAGUCCUUCAAAAGCGACUGAAAUUUCAGAUGAAGAAACUGCAGCUGAUUGUGAGGACACUGACGAGAGAACACAAAGUGCGAUGUCAAUUAAAUCAUCACAGUCUGAUCUAUCCCUGACGUCAAAGACAUCUAAAGUUUCUGUGCGGACAGCUGGAACUCAGGAGAUGGCUCACACAGAGAGGACACCAAGUGUUUUGUCAGUGAAGUCAAACAUUUCUGCAAGAACCAUGAAGUCCAACAUGUCUGGAAUUACCUCCGGUAAAAGGACGAGGCCGGAUGAAGAAGGUGAAGAAAGAACAAAGAGUGCCAUGUCAACCAAAUCAGCAAAAUCAAAUAAUGCCACAAAGUCAAACAAAUUACCGGCGCCUGAAAGUUCCGAGGCUUCUAACGAAGGAAGUGGUGAAGGAAAAUCGGACAGAGCAUCAACUGCCAUGUCAGAGAAGUCAGUGAGAUCGAAAAAAUCCAAAGCCUCUGACGUUACUGCUGAUGAAAAUACUAACGGAAAAGAGGAGAGAACACUCAGCCCUGUGUCUACAAAAUCAACCCAAUCUGAAAUGUUAAGCAGGUCUGAGAUCCCUGCUGUGACAGUUGAGGAAACUGAAGACAGAGCACCUACGGCCAUGUCAUCAAAGUCAAAGGUUUCAGCACGUUCAAAAAAGUCAACAACAUCUGAAGUUAAACAAAGUAAAAGUGAGAGGCGGCCACACAGUUCUUUAUCUGUCAAGUCAAAUCUGUCCAUGAAAUCUCAAAAAUCCAAAAUAACUGAUACUGGUAAAGAUGAGGAGAAGACUAUUGUUUCUCCAAUAAAAGAAGGGGAAGAUGUAAAUCCUGAUACAUGUGAUACAACUGAUAAGAGCAGUUGUCAAUCUAAGACAAGCAAGUCAAACAGGGAAGAUGCAAAAACUGCAACAGCGGAGGUUGUUGCAGAAGCUGCCGACAUUAAGAGAGUCCCUGAUAACAAAAGUGACAAAAGCAACAAAUGCACACCUACAAACGCAGAUGCUGAUGACUUUGAACUGGUCCCAUCUAACCUACCAAAUACAUCCCCUACUGAGGUUGUGAAUGAAUGGCUGAAAUCAAUAACUACCGAUGGAGAUAUGUAUGACAUGGAGGAACUCAAUGAAAACUGUGAUGGACAGAAGACUGCCAAUACAACGGAGGAAAUGAAUGGAAUCGAACAUAGUGAAAACAAUGAUCACUCUGUGGCUGAGAAUACAAGAGAUGCACAAGAAGGAGUUGUGAUGACUAAUGACUGCCAAAAAAGCACAGAGGCUCCAAAUGCAGAUACAGCCUGUACACAGAGUGAAGAUGCCUCAAAAAUAUUCCAAUCUUCUGUACAGGUGAUGAAGGUACUUAUAAAUCCAAAGCUCGACCGAUGUAACAGUUUACCAGAAAUUUCUCCAGUGUAUGGACGUAAACUAAGCACUUCAGCUAGAGGUCUUUUGGAUUCCCUGGUGAAGUUGCAGUUAAUAGACCAUGACCCUAAGAACGCGAAUGUAAAGGAUGAAAGAUACCAAGAGCUAAUGAAUAUUCUCAAGUCUCUUUGGCUUUGUGAUCCUCCAGAGAAUGAAUAUGUGUUAAAGAAGGUUGAUCGCCAUUAUAUGGAUGACGAGUUCAAUCAUGCGUCAUCCUCUGGUGUGGAUGUCAACAGUGGCUCCACAGGCUCUGGGAAGAGUAGUUAUGGCGUGAACGGGGAUGUGUCUCAAACACAUACCAGUACAAGGAAAGUACAAGAAGUCUGUGAAGAUGAAGCAGCCGCAGAUGCGAAAUGUACACCGGAGAGAGACAUGGAAGGAACAUGUGAGGAAAAACAGGAAGAUGAUCCAGCAACAGAUGACACAAUUAGAAAUGAUGAUAGUCCAACAGAACUACCUGAAACACCACCCUCCUCAGGCAAGAGUUUGGAAAAUGACAGCAAUGGCCAAAAGGUUUCAGAAGAAGAUGAAAAAGAAUGUCAAGAAGACACCGCUUCUUCUAGUCCUCCUCUCAUUCAAGGAGCACAGUUAGCCAAAAAUAUUUCUCAAGAUCCUGAUCCUGUGUGGGUCUUAACCUUACUGAAUAAAAUAGAAAAGCAGUUCAUGACACAUUAUAUUGAUGCAAUGAAAGAGUUCAAAGUCCGAUGGAACUUGGAUGAUAAUGAACAGCUUGAAAUGAUGAUAAGUGAACUUAAAACAGAGGUCCACAAAAGAAUCCAAGCCAGUAUAGAAAGAGAACUAAGGAAAAUUCAAGGUCGAGCAGGCCUACCAACACCUCCUAAAGAAGCAAAGUCACGUGCUUCGACAACCCGAAUGGAAGACAGAAGAAGGAGGCUGAACAUUAUGCUCAAACAAUCAGUUGAUCAACAAGGAGAAAAAAGUGAUGAUUCGGCAACAGGCACAUCUUACAGUGACCAGCGCAGUGAAAACGACGAUUACUGUCCAUGUGAAUCGUGCAUUAAGAAUAAAAUGACAUCAAGGCCACCACUUCCUGCAGAAGUUCUGAAUAUUGCACCUGUUUCCAUGGACUUUGACCUAAAGAGGAUUCUGGUGAUGAAGAACAAUGAUCCUGGCAAAACACAGGACAUCAACCGGACAUUUCACUCUGGAAAUGAUACUGAGACAAAUGAGGCAGAGGCACUUGUAGAAAAAGUUAUUGCUCAAGCUUUAACAGAAGUGGAAGGGGAUGAAAAACACCAUGACACCGAGGAUGACUUAGCAGUCGCAGCAGACGUAAAGGAAGCGAAUGACGUUGGUCAUCAUCCAGGUGAAGAAGAAGGGUCUAACAAUAGUGAAGCAGGGGAAGAAGACACAAUCACAGAAUUGACUGAAAGAACAGUAGAAGAAGCUGUGGAAGCAGGGAUGGUUGAUGACGAAGAAGAGAUUCCUGCUACUGGAGCAAGUGAUUCUGCAGCUGAUGAUCUAGCAAAUGGAUCAACAACUAAAGAUGAGAUUGCUUUCAUGAGUGAAGAUGAGCUUGACGAAGUGACUGCUGAAACCACCACAGCUGAAGAUGAAAAUGCAGCAGAGACCACUAUGGCAGCAGAUGAGGCUGUGGAGGAAGCGGCAGGCGAUGAUGAGGAGGAGAUCCUUGCUGCCAAAGCACACGAAUCUGCAGAUGAGAACUAUGACAAAGCUGACGAAUCAUCUAGUGAACCGGCUGAAGAGGCAACAGCAGAAGACGAGUUGGCUGAAGAAAGAGAGAUUGCUGUCACAGGUGAAGAUGAAGUAAAUGCUGAGACUGUUGAAGAUAAAAUCACAGUAGAGGCUGCUGUGGAAGCCAUAUCUGAGCAUGCCUCUGACAAAGAUGAGGCUAUGGAGGAGGGGACAGUCCAUGAAGAAGAAGACACUGCUGCCACCAGUGAAGAUGAACUGAACGAAGAUUCUGCUGAAGCCACCACAGCCGAAGGUGAAAAUACAGCUGUGGAAGAGGGGCUGAGUGACGAUAAAGAAGAUCUUGCAUCAACAAGUGGAGAUGAUUUGACAGACGAGAACAAUGACACGGUCACAGCUGAUGAAUCAUCAAAGGAAACAGAUGAAAAGGCAGAAACUGAAGAUGUGACUGCUGAAGAACAAGAGGUUACUGUCACGAGUGAAGGGGAAUCGGAAGAUGAGCCUGCCGAAAAUGAGGCAGACACUAAUGAACAUGACUUUGACAAAGACGAGGUUGUAGUGGAAGAAGUAGUUGAAGAUAUGGCAGAGUAUGCUGUCAGCAGUGAUCAUGAUGAGUCUGCGGAGAAUUUAGAUGAUGUCACAAAUGAAGAUGAAACUGGGGAGAAGAAGGAAACCACGAAUGAUGAACUGCCAAAGGAAAUAACUAUUGAAGCAACAACAGAAGAUGAGCUUGUGGUGGAAAAGGAGAUUGCCGAGGAUGAUCUUGAAGGAGAGGCUGAGGAAGAUAAAGAUGCAGAAGAGAUCACUACACCAGUCACAAGUGAACAUGAAUCUGACAAAGAUGAAGAUGUGGCAGAAGAAGCAGGCAGUGAUGAAGAAAAGCUUGCUUCCACCAGUGCAGAUGAGUCUGCAGAUGACACAGCUACUGCUAGUGGUUUAUCAGAGGGACCAACUGAAGAUGAAAAUCCAGCAGAAGAGAGUUAUGUAGCUGCCACAGCUGAAAAUGAAUCUGACGAAGAAGAAGCUGUGGACACAGGAACAGUUGACAAUGAAGAAGAGGCUGCUGCCACUAGUGAGGAUGAUUGUGCCGAAGAUGCCACCACGAAUGAUGAUGAAACCGCAGACGAGAAUGAUGCGGCAGGUGAUGAAAUGUCAAACGACGCAGAUGAAGCAGCAACAACUGAAGAUGAGACUGCUACAGAAAAAGAGCCAGAGGUCAUGAGCGAAGAUGAAUCAAAGGAAGUUGAAGAUGAAAAUCCUGCAAAAGAGUCUGAUGUGGCCGCAACCUCUGAAGAUGAAUCUGAAAAGGAUGAGGCCACAGACGCAGAGAUGGUUGAUGAUGGAAAAGAGACUGCUGGGACAAACGAUGAAGAUGAAACUACAGACAAUGAUGACACAACAGCAGCUGAAGAUGAAGAUGAAAGCGCUGAGAGUGCCAGAGAUACUGCUGCCAUGAGUGAAGAUGAAGCUGAUGAUAAAAGCGCAGAAGAGGAGGCUGAUGUUGCAGCAACAACUGAACAUGACUCUGACAACGAUGCAGCAGUGGAAGAAGAGAUACCAGAAACCAGUGAAGAGGAGUCUGACACUGCUGAACGUGAAGAGCAUGAUAAUGCAGAAGCUGUCCCUGAAUCUACAAGAGAGGAAAGCUCCAAAGCUGAAACUGAAAAUGAAUCAGAGGAGGAGAAUGAAUCAGCCACAGAUGAUAAGGAAUCAGUAAAUAAUGCAACGACAGAUGCAAAUGAUAGUGAAGGAGAGGAAAAGGAUGGAGUGAAUGAAGAAGCUGCUGAAACCACCUCAGCUGAAGAGGAAGAUGCAGCAGAUGUGGCAGACACAAUUGAACAAGAAUCUGACAAACAGGAAGCAGGGACAACUAAAGAUGUGGAGGAAACUGCUGCUACCAGUGAGGAGGAUUCUGCGGACGGCACGAAUACCCCCACAAAUGAUGAGGAAACGUCACAGGAAAUUGAUGACACAGUUGAAGCUGGCCAUCUGUCAGAACCAUCCAAGCAAGAAACAACUGAAGAUGGAGAGGAACUUGUAGAAGAGGAUGAUAAUGCAGAAGCUGUCCCUGAAUCUACAAGAGAGGAAAGCUCCAAAGCUGAAACUGAAAAUGAAUCAGAGGAGGAGAAUGAAUCAGCCACGGAUGAUAAGGAAUCAGUAAAUGAAGCAACAACAGAUGCAAACGAUAGUGAAGGAGAGGAAAAGGAUGUAGUGAAUGAAGAAGCUGCUGAAACCACCUCAGCAGAAGAGGAAGAUGCAGCAGAUGUGGCAGACACAACUGAACAGGUAUCUGAAAAGCUGAAGACAACUGAAGAUGCAGAAGAGACUGCUGCGAGCAGUGAGGAGGAUUCUGCAGAUAACAGAGCUGAAGCUAGCAAAGAUGGAGAAGAACUUGCAGAGGAGCAUGAUAAUGAAGAAGCUGACCCUGAUCCUACAAGAGAGGACAGCUCCAAAAAUGAAUCAGAGGAGGAGAAUGAAUCAGCCACAGAUGAUAAUGAAUCAGUAAAUGAUGCAACCACAGAUGCAAAUGGUACCGAAGGAGAAGAGGAUACCUCAAAUGUUCAAAGUGAUAAUGAGGCUUCCGAUGAAACUACACAAGAAGAUGAGACUGCAGAGGAGGAUAAAGUGGCCACAGAUGAAAACAAGAUUUUAAGUGAUGCAGAACAUGUUGAAGUGGCGUCAGAUGAAGAAGCAACCGAUGAGGAUUGCACAGAGGCAGCAACAACAGCAGAUGAGACUGAAGAACGAGAAACAGCAGAGGAGUCGGGAGAAACUGAAGUGGCAGGGAAUGAGACAACUGAGGAUGACAGAGGAGAAGGUGCAUCUGCAGGAGAAGAGAUUAAUGAAGCUGAAACAGGAAGGGAAGAUCCCACAGAUAACAAUGAGGAUGAAUCUGCACAAGACGACAGACAGCAACUUGGAGGAGAAGAUGAAGAGGGUAUUGAGAACGCUGACAGUGAGUCUGAGGAAAAUCCUGACAAAGACGAACAGACGUGUGGAUUAAGUGACAUUACUGAAGAGCAUCAAGAUGAUGCCGUAGCUGAGACAAACAGUGAAACAGAAGGCGCUGAUGAUGAAGUGGAGCAAACGCCAGAUGAGGAUGUGAAGGAAAUAUCACAACACAACAAUGACGAAAGCAAACCAGUUGAAGAUAAUGAUGGACAGACUGAGACAAAUGUGACACAGUGUGAAUGUAUUAACAUGUCAAACGGUAAUGAUGAAGACAAUGUUGAAGCCUUCGAAGAAGAGGAUGAAGAAACUGAGAUACCCGCUGAAGACUGGAAUGGAAACCAGGGGGAUUCAGCUGACGGAGAAGAUGAGGCUGAGGAAGAUUCAGAGGAAGAAACUGACGGAGAGCAAGAUUUUGCUCCGAGUAAGGCAGAUAAUAAGGAGGCAGCCAGCGGGGCCGCGGAGAAAACAACAACAUUAACCCCACUUGAUACUUUAGGCAAAGUGAAGGCAGAAUCGGAGGAUGGUGCUUAUGCUGAUGUUGAAGAUUCAGAGACCGAAAUAAACAACGAAGAAGAAGUCACAAUCCCCGAGUCAAAGAGUUAGACAUAGAUUUCACCAUAAGCUGACCAUGGUUCUGCAUAUGCUAAUGGGAAAAAUUACGUGAACUGAGAAUGAGGUGCAGGAGUGAGAAAAUAACCGGGACACUGCUAAUAAUGUUGAUGUUUGAAUGAGCAAGACAUUGAAACCCAUGCAAAACAACUACUCAUCACACACCAAAAAGGAAUCUUAAAAACUUGAAUGUAUAUACUAUAUGUAUAGGAGCUUUGCAUAGUUGUAUGCAAAAUAGAUUAUUUCUUACAUAUUAUCUACUCAAAGCCUAAGGCAUGCAAAUGUUUGUUGAUGAUAAUUAUGCUUUGUGAAUGUUACAUUAAUGACUUAAAAAUGUCAUAUAUGAAUAUAUAUAUACUGUAGUUUUUCCUCAAAUUACUGCAGUAUAUUUACUCAAUUUUUGCUGCUCAACCUUUGUAUGCAGGAUAAAUCAGGUUAGAAGAUGUUAAAAAUUUAAGUUAUAUAUUUUUCUAGAUAAUACUGAUAUUUUUUUUCUAGAGAGCAAGAAAAAAAAGAUAAUAUUCAUUAUGAUUGUCUAACUAUUGUGCAGAUAGAAUACUGUUUAUGACAGUAUUUCAGUGCUAGAUCUAAAAAAAAAAAAACUGGGUGAUGAUUAACAUGUCUUCACAUCUUCGCAAUUUAGUCAAGUAACUGCAUUAUAGCUUAAAUGGAUUUCUAUAGCAGAUGAACAUGAACCUCUCUGUAAGGUCAUGGCAGGGUUUUAUGGAUCACAACUCUCUACUACUCUGUAUUUUAUCAAUCCAGCGGUGUUAGUCAGUAAGAGAAUACAUUAUUCUCUGUGGUACAGAGAUUAUUACCUUUGCUGAAUGUACUGUACAAAUUGUCUCUGGAAUUAAAUGUAUUUCAAACUCUUUAGUGCGUUUUUUUAAAAAGAAAUAUACCUAA
Scophthalmus maximus (turbot) is the source of this 7682-nucleotide messenger RNA. RefSeq names its product retinitis pigmentosa 1-like 1 protein. Gene Ontology annotation, cellular component: axoneme. Gene Ontology annotation, biological process: retina development in camera-type eye; axoneme assembly; photoreceptor cell development. The transcript has a single exon. The coding region runs from base 207 to 6770 and encodes 2187 amino acids. The record is from RefSeq and is a predicted model, not a curated record. NCBI's taxonomy places the organism in Eukaryota, Metazoa, Chordata, Actinopteri, Pleuronectiformes, Scophthalmidae.